UUGCGACUGGACAAUAGCGAAUGUAUCUUUCUGGUACAUACGUAUCUUUUUGUUCUACAUUUAUUUCCCUUUUUGCGUCAUUUGUUCCUUCCUUUCAGGGCCGACUCAUCGAACGAAGCGCCAGUGGCCAAUGGACUGACCGAAUUCGGAGAGAAAGUGGUUCGUGAGAUGAACCGUUUGGGCAUGAUCGUGGACCUGUCCCAUGUGGGUGAGAACAGCACCAGGGCCGCCAUCCGGCUGUCCAGAGCGCCCGUCGUCUUCAGCCACUCCUCGGUCUACAGCCUCUGCAACCACAAGCGUAACGUUCCUGACGAUAUCAUCCAAUCCUUGAAGGACAAUGGUGGCAUUAUAAUGGUGAAUUUCUUCCCGGACUUCGUGAAGUGCGCUCCCAACGCUACCAUCUCCGAUGUGGCCGAACACUUCCACUACAUCAAACGCAUGAUCGGAUCGGACUUCGUGGGUAUCGGCGGCGACUUCGAUGGCGUUAAUAGGGUGCCCCGUGGCCUGGAGGACGUGUCUCGCUACCCGGAGCUGUUCGCCGAGCUGCUCCGCAGCGGACUCUGGAACGUGCAGGAGCUGAAGAACCUGGCUGGCCUGAACAUGCUGCGCGUCAUGAGAGCCGUCGAGAAGGUCCGUGAUGAGAUGCGCACUAACGGCGUGGAACCGGAGGAACAUCCCGACUCGCCGAACGACAACGGAAAUUGCACCAGCAACGCUUUCUACACCGAAUACGUGUAAAUGGCCCACACGACACGCGACUGCAAAUUCCAACACUAUUUCUUUGUCAUACGAUUCAAUUUACUUUAGCUAAACAAAUGUCAAUCAACCAAAUAUGAUUCUAGUAUUUGGAUGCUGUGAUAGGGUAAUGCAAAAAUACGUGAGCUUGUCUGAUGGCUGAAUCUGAAUAAUACUCAUGGAAUCAAAAGUCCUAGCACUAGUCCCGUCUCUACAUUAAGUUUUAACUCAAGCGCGAGAUCUCAAUUAGAAAUCCUUUCAGUACCGAAGCAAGCAACUUUAAUUAUUCUAGUACGUUGGUUCGCAGACAAACAUAAUUGCAUUCUAUUGAAGCGCACCACGGUUUUGAAUGAAUGCCACGGUAGGGAUCGGCGCUCAAAUCAAGCAUAAACUUGAUUGUCCCAGGAUCAACUGCGGUUCGUUUUCUCUUGGAGUUCUCGUCUUCAAUAAAUCGAACUCAUUUGCGUUGAAACCAACAGUUUCGUAAACUUGAACAGUUUUGAUUCAGAAUUCUGCCAGCUUGAACGACGAUAAAGUUGUUUGUAACAAUCGGUACUGAAAGAGAACAUGUCUUGAGUUUUGUGAUUCAAAUCGUAAUGAAAAGGCAGAUAAUAUUUUCGAAAUAACAAUAUUUUUCGACAAAGCAAAAUGAAAUCAAUCCAAAAAUUAUUUCCGAAAUUACCGAUUUGUCGUUCACGAUAUUUCAAAAGCUCAAUGUGACAUUUUUAUUCUCAUAAAUUUAAUAUUUGGAACGAAAUUACUGCGGCAAAUUCAAAAGAUGAAAGAAUAUUUUAUGUUCGGAAAAUAGAAAUUUCGUGCCCCAAUUUGCAGUCGCGUACACCGAGCGAUACAGCCAGCGGACCGUGAGUUCAAUCCGACAGUUUGAUUCCAAUUGAUGCGUGUUUAACUUGAUAAAUGUCUGUAUACCAAUAAGCGACCGUUCACACUUGUUCGCUAUAACAUGAAAGAGAAAAAACACCGGUUCUCAAUGAACCUUCUCUUUACAGUUCACUGUGUCAUAAUAAUCCGUGAUUCCAACAUUGUUAUUAAUACCGAUUUCGAUAGCGUAAUUAAUAUUAGUAUCGCUAUUAAUUAAUACCUUAAUUGCUUAUGCCAAAAGCAUCAGAUCCAUUGUAUCUGUGUGUGUACAUGUUGGAUUCGUAAUCCGAUGUAAUGGAGACCAAAAUGGCCGACCCUAAUCUAUUUGGUGGGCAGUAGUAUCAAUGCAUGAAAAUAUACGAUAGGGGACAAGUGUGGAAAGUCUAUAACCGAUGCCGUAGUCGAUAUGUGUCUGUUUAGUUUAAUAUUCAGGAUAACGAUUGUCAUAAUUCAAAAGCCUAGGUCGGGUUCCGAUAUUAGAAGACCCAGAUUUAGUUCCUCGGAUAUUAGUUCCAUAAAUCUACUCAUCUCUCAACAUGGACUAAGUUCUUUUAUGUAGUCUGCAUCUCUCGGCUCUAUAUUAUCGUUUCCACGAAGCAGACUUUUAAAAGUUCCAGUUAUGAGAAUACUGGAGGAGUUUAAAGUUCAUAAAUCCGAACAUAGUUUUGAAGUCAGUGCAAGAUCUCUUCAUUAUGCCGGCUUGAAUGUUCAUGACAAUUAAGCAAAUUAAGUGCAAGACUUAACUGAAAACUACUGGUUUUAUAAUGUACCGUUUCAAAUAUGAUUACGACUGUACUUUGGAAUAAAUUACUUUUGCUAUAUGAUUACGAUGCGUUUCUUUUCGAUAUCGUAAUCAAUUUCAUAGUCGGUACUUAAAAUUCUUUCAGAUUAAAUACAGACGUUACGGAAUUUUUAUUGAAACGGCCGUAUUCUGCAUCGGGUAUCGUCCGGUAAGCCCUCGCUACGGUUUCCAAUUUCGUCGGAAUUCAAUUAUUCGAAAUGAUAUCUGGCCAAACGGCCGGGAAACAAUUUAGUGCUAAACUGGCCGCAAUUAAUUAUUUUGUGCGAUUAAUUUUAUUAAACUAUCCCUACUUUGUGUUGGACAUUUCGCCGCAUUCCGCGUCCCCAACUUGUCGGAAUUGGCGGUUGUUUUGUUCGCGCGUAUUUCGGUGUCUAUAUCACAUGUAAUUCGGUAUUUAAUGACCAAUGACAAGUGUUUUACAGUAAUUAUUUGGCAUCCAAUAUCGCGUUCGUGGUAAAUUCGUUGGAGUGUAUUCACGCUUCGGAAUUUUAUUCCGAUUCCAAUCCAAAUUUCGUUCAUUGUUCGAUUCCAGUUGACAUCGUUUAACGAAAAGUUUCCUUCAGCGUCGUAAGUUUGAUUUUUGAGGGCCCUUGCUAGACUAGUCCCUGCCAAAUAUUCUCUUGAAGAAUUAACAAGGUACCGAGAGACCGUUUCAUGGAUCGUUUGACGCCUGUCCAAUCAUUCCAAUAAUUCCGUUCGUUGCGGAAUGACAAUCAAUUAAUUAGCAGCAUUAUACAUUGUUACAGAGAGAUGAUUAAGGGGAUUAGCGGUUGUAAUAACAUCACACAACGUCCGGUAAUCCUACGUGCAUUUCGUUAAUGCUCUUUAUAAUGUCGGUUUGUUCCGCUUUGGUUUUUGAAUUAUGACGGUUGUACGUAUGUGUACUGUAUUAGAUAAUCAAGUAUAUGUAAUAAAUGUUGUAGAUGCAUUAGCUGUAACUCUGUGAACUUUGCACUUCUCCCUUUUAGAUGGCGUUCACAUAUCACCGACAGAUCCUUGGUACUCUACUCUCUCUGAUAAUACGACUCCUAUCUCUUCCGUUCUCUUUCCUAAGGUUGCAUUAUCAGGGGAGCUUAGAUAGAGAACUAUAAAUUGGAAUUAAAUGAUGGUUCAAGAACGAAGUAAAAUACUUAAAGGAUGAUUAAAGGGAAAAUAAUGAAAAACAUUUUAUUUUACUAUUGUAAUUUAAAAUGAAAACUAAUCGGAAUGUUCUAGGGGCGUAGGUAGCGAAUAAAAUUUAUAAAAAAAAUAACGUAACAAACAUUUCGGUUUCGUUCGUUGAUUUCUUAUAUUUCUACUUUUACGUUUAAUUAAAAGGAAUUGAAAGUUAAAUGGGGUAUAGAGGGUUUGUUAACUUCACCGCUUUCUAGUAAUUUGUGUAGUUAUUAUUAUAAUUAGUUAUAAGUUACCAUCAUUUUACAUGUGGAAAUGACAACACGUGUAGUUUCUUAUAUUAAGUUGAAUUUAAAUCGGGCAGGAGUCUCGGGGCUUAAUAAACGCGAGAGGGUUGAACAAUGCAAGUUAUGAAUAUAAUAAUACCUAUAUUUAUUGAUCUUCAGGAAUUAAUGAAUCGUACUAAAGUUUGCAAGCAUUAAAUGCUAGCGGGCCGAAUAGAACAACGGCGCCUGAAGCCACCGGACCCGACGGCCGUCUGGCUCCCGUCUGGCACGGGUCCGACCCGCGUCCGGCUCGUGACCGGCACGGAUCCGUCUCGAGUCGCUCUCCGAAGCUAAAAGCUAGUAUACCAUUUAGGGUAAGGUAUAAAGUUGUGAUGAAGAUUGUAGGGCCAGAAUGACCUAAACUUUUUAUAACUUCUUUAACAGUUUGAUAUAAAAAACUGUAUCUUUAUUUUAUAAUUUUGUACUAACGUAAAGUGUUUCAUUGCCACACGGAGGGUACUUUACAUCACAACUGUUGUCACCAUGACAAUACUAAAGUCGACUUUAAAAAUAAAACUGAAUGCUGUGAAUUUCUUAAUGUAUAUUUAAAUAGGAUUUUAAUAUAUAACGAUGAUGUAGAACGACUAUUUCUUAUAUGAUGUGACUGAACGAUUUUUGAACCUGUACUGAUCUUUGAUCUAAAGAUUUUCUUCUGAAAUCUGAUUGUUAGUUCGUGUCUACCGUACAUACAUGUAAAGUCAAGCGCACUAUCGGACAUUAUAAUAAAAUACACAUGUUACAAAAUAUUUAGCUAAAACCGUUAAAACUGGGGAGAUAUUUCGACCGCAGCGCGGCGAGGCGAACGCUGCCGCAGACCGUUUUACGAUAACAAAUUCAUAUUCCGAAAUAUCGAACAGCACUAACUAAAAUUAGUGGAACAAACAGUAAUACGAUAACGGUUAACGAAAUACUUACAAACAAGAACUAUAGACAAAUGUUUGUAUUCAAAUCAAUGUAAUCUGCACAUUGCACUGUGGAGCAAAACCCUAUAGAUAAUUGGAACUGUAUAUUUGUUAAAACCAUGGAAAAUAGGAAAA
This is a messenger RNA of Trichoplusia ni (cabbage looper), 4892 nucleotides long. Its product is annotated as dipeptidase 1-like. NCBI's taxonomy places the organism in Eukaryota, Metazoa, Arthropoda, Insecta, Lepidoptera, Noctuidae. The record is from RefSeq and is a predicted model, not a curated record. The annotation marks the transcript as partial. Gene Ontology annotation, molecular function: metallodipeptidase activity. Gene Ontology annotation, biological process: proteolysis. The transcript has 6 exons.